AUGAUGAGCACCCGAUUUGUUCAUGGACACUAUACUACGGAUUUGUACCACCAAUUACAAACCCUAAUCCAAGACAACCGGAGUGUGGAUGAGUACCAUAAGGAGAUAGAGAUCCUGAUGCUCAGAGCGAAUGUACAAGAGGAUCCCGAGGCCACCAUGGCUAGAUUCUUGAACGGGUUACGACCCGAUAUUGCUGAACGAGUGGAACUUCAACACUAUAUAGAGUUGCAUGAGCUUGUAAACAAGGCCAUUAAGGUCGAGCAAAGGUUCAAGAUGAGGGGUACCACUCGAUCGAAUUUCGGCAAUACCACCUACUCUACCAACCAGCCAUUCCAACCAAGCAAUGAUUCUCGGCCUUCGCCAAAUGCUCCUACACCAAAGCCGAGAUUCGAGGGAGGUAAGAUGGGCAAUUCUAGUAUUGGUAAGCCACCCUCUUCUACUCCAAAAUUUGAGGAGCCUAGGGCACAAACUAGAACUCGUGAUACUCGAUGUUUCAAAUGCCAAGGUAGAGGCCAUAUUUCUAGUCAAUGUCCGAAUCAAAGGACUAUGAUUAUGAUGCAAAAUGGCGAGAUCCUGAGUGAGGACAAAAUCGAGUACGAAGGCAUGCCACCUCUUGAAGGAGGUAGUGAUGGUGAAUCACCAAAUGAAGAGGAGUUUAGUGCACCCGAGGGUCAUUUUGGGACUGCAUUGGUUGCACGGAGAGCAUUAACUGCACGUGUCAAGAAGGAUGAGUUUCAACGAGAGAACAUCUUUUACACCAAGUGCUUUGUCAACCAAGCACUUUGCAGUGUGAUUAUUGAUAGUGGGAGCUGCACAAAUGUAGUUAGUUCACUCAUAGUGGACAACUUGAAACUGCCUACAAGGGAUCACCCGCGACCAUACAAACUCCAAUGGCUCAACAACUCUGGGGAGGUUCGAGUAACCAAACAGGUUCUUAUAUCCUUCCAAAUUCAUAAGUAUUCUGAUGAUGUAUUAUGUGAUAUAGUUCCUGAACAGGCUAGUCACAUUAUACUAGGUAGGCUGUGGCAAUUUGACAGGCAGGAGUAUGAGAAGUAUUGUACAAAAAAGAAAGAAAAUGUGAGCGUCGAGGCAAAAAGAGAGAGGAAAAAGACUAUAGAUAGCUCGACAAGAAUAUGUGAUAUCUUUCCCAAGAACAUACCAAGUGGAUUGCCAUCACUUAGAGGCAUUGAGUAUCAAAUUGGUUUCAUCCCUGGGGUUUCUUUGCUAAAUCGAUCAACUUACAAGAGCAACUCGAAGGAGACUAAGGAGUUGCAAAGGCAAGUGGAUGACUUGCUUGGUAAAGGAUGGGCACGUGAGAGCUUAAGCCCGUGUGCUGUCCCAGUCAUUUUAGUACCCAAGAAAGACGGUACGUGGAGAAUGUGCACCGAUUGUAGGGCUGUGAAUUCCAUCACGAUAAAGUAUCGCCACCCUAUAUCUCGCUUAGAUGACAUGCUUGAUGAGUUACAUGGAGUUGUGUUUUUUACCAAAAUUGAUCUCAAAAGUGGGUACCAUCAAAUUAGGAUUAAGGAGGGGGAUAAAUGA
Coffea arabica (coffee) is the source of this 1542-nucleotide messenger RNA. The record is from RefSeq and is a predicted model, not a curated record. Lineage: Eukaryota; Viridiplantae; Streptophyta; Magnoliopsida; Gentianales; Rubiaceae.